Messenger RNA from Baudoinia panamericana UAMH 10762, 1041 nucleotides. RefSeq lists its product as uncharacterized. Lineage: Eukaryota; Fungi; Ascomycota; Dothideomycetes; Mycosphaerellales; Teratosphaeriaceae. Gene Ontology annotation, molecular function: 4-hydroxy-tetrahydrodipicolinate synthase activity. The record is from RefSeq and is a predicted model, not a curated record. The transcript is spliced from 3 exons. Bases 1 to 1041 code for a protein of 346 amino acids.
AUGGUCGCCAAAACAACCUCAAACGGACACAAAGCUCCGGUCGCGUACCCACGUGGAGUCCAUGUGCCAUCGUUGACCUUCUUUCAAAACGAUGAGCGGCAAGAAAUUGAUUGGGAUGUCCAGCUGAAGCACUUCCGUUUCCUCAUUGCCGGCGGUGUGCACGGAGUCGUUAUUGCGGGAACGAAUGGAGAAGCAGCCACCUUGACGGGUGACGAGAAAGCCCGACUUGUCAGCUCCUUGCGCAAGGUCUCCGACAGCAUCCAAGGCCAGCAAAGCCUGCCGAUCACUGUUGGCUGCAACGGCGGUUCGACGAGAGAUGUGGUCGAUGACACGAUGGCAAUGCAUCAGGCUGGUGCGGAUUAUGCAUUGGUGUUGGUACCAAGCUACUUCCAUUUUGCGAUGAACCAGGAUGCGAUCGUUGCGUUCUUCACGGAGGUGGCCGACAAGAGUCCACUUCCAGUCUGCAUCUACAACUUCCCGAACGUGGUGGCCGGUCUCGACGUCAAUUCGGAGAUGCUCGCAAUCCUAGGGAAGCACCCAAACAUUGCAGCUGUCAAGUUGACAUGCGGCGGCAUUGCCAAAGUUGCCCGCGUUGCGGCGGACUUCCCACCAGAGGAGUUUGCUGCUUUAGCUGGCCAGUCUGACUGGCUGAUUCCUUGCCUUGCCACCGGAGGCCAAGGUUGUAUUACCGGGCUUGCAAACCUGUAUCCGAAAACAUGCGUAGAGCUGUACGACCUUUGGACUCAUGGCAAACGGGCUGAGGCGGAAGAUCUCCAGCUUGAGCUCGCUAAAGUAGAGUGGGGCUUCGCAAAGGGUGGGAUCAACGGUACAAAAUGGAUCGUAGCGAGAAUGCUUGGGUAUCCAGAGUCCAGCGCAGCCUGCAGGAGGCCAUAUCCCGCGUUCGAGGAUGAGGCUCGGCAGCUGUGGAUCGAGAGAACAAUGGCGCCGCUUGUUGCGGUCGAGAAGCGCCUUUCGUUAGCGGCAAAGAGUCGAGGAGAUGAAUCGGCGUUGCUGAAGCGUUCGUUGCACGUUCUAGAUUAG